Messenger RNA from Sclerotinia trifoliorum, 3296 nucleotides. The record is from the annotation of a GenBank genome assembly. Lineage: Eukaryota; Fungi; Ascomycota; Leotiomycetes; Helotiales; Sclerotiniaceae.
ACGCGUUUACUUACCAAACCGCGUUCCGACCCAACAUCUUCAAAAAUUCUUUGUAAAACCCAAACACAUCUUUAUACACUCUUCGACGAGUAUGAAUUUUUCAACCUGCGCGACCUUGAAUGAAUACCUUAUAAGUGUAGCCUUUUAGGCUCCUGCCCAUCCAAGGACUCGUUCCUAACAUAUUAUCGCCGAAGACGUAUAAACAAUGGCAGUCUGUAAAUUCUGGCAGCAAGGAAAUUGCAGAAACGGAGGUAUGAUUCUCGCCCGAGUUUAAAAUGAAGAUAAAAUUUGCUAACUUUUGAAAGCUGGUUGCAAAUUCGGACACCCCGACCAGAAUGCCAAUCACAAUAAGAACAGCUUCAAUAAUCGAUAUGCUCCUCUUCAGAACCAAACUUCCAACCAAUCCAACUCUCGGAACUACAAUGCACAACGAGGAGGUGAGUUCCCCGCCUACAUGAUUGUACACUGUGGCUUACUAUGUUUUGAAGGAGAUGAAGCGCAUAUACCUUUUAGUCUCGAUAAAGUAACUAUAAAGCAAGACCUCUCGGCCGACAGACCGCAAUGGAUUCUUUCGGCGUACGGACCUGGGCGCCAUGCGCCGGAGCAGUUGUUUGGUGGACCAGCGCGAGAACAAAGUUUUGAAGAAAUGCGCCUUAUCCACUACAUUGCGGCAGCUUCUGGUAAUGUUCAGCCUGCUGUAGGUGAUAGAUCCAGGGGUUGUGAACUGAAGCUAAUAUUUUCUAGAUACAAGAUGCAGAGAGGUUAUGGCAAGAAGCGGAGCAACAAAUACAGAAUGCACUGAAUGACGUGGAUGGUGCCAUAGACUAUAUUAUUGCGGCCGGUAAUAAGCAUCCAAAUAGGAAUGAUUACUGUCAGCAAAACACUUCUACAGAUCAAACGCCUUGGGUUCAGCGUAAUGAUCAUCCUGCUGGAGCUAAUGCUUUCGGUGCACCAAGUCAAGCAUUAACAUCAACAUUUGGGCAACCGUCUACUCAAACAAGUUCUGGAUUUGCACAACCACCUAUUCAAAAUGUGACAGCCUUUGGUCAGCCUUCAAGUCUAAACGCUAGUGCAUUUGGUGGAACUGCUCAAGGCUUUGGAGCUGUGCAGCAAGGUGGGGCAUCAGGUGGUUUUGGUCAGCCAUCAGUUUUGGGUCAAAAGCCUAGUGCUUUUGGCAGUGCUUUUGGUAGUGCUUUUGGGCAGCCCUCACAAUUAGAGCAAAGAGCAGGGGCUUUUGGAAACCCGUCAGCCAUGGGGCAGAAUGCAAAUCCAUUUGGUGCACCCUCAAACAGCGGCAUGAAUUCUGGACAGCCAGGUUUCUCUAACUUUGGUGGUACAAGCAAUGCGUUCGGUCAACCCAAUCCAAACCCCUUGGGGGAUGCUUUUGGUUCCAAUCCUCUUCCUCCCGGAAUUCAGCAAUCACAGAUCAAUCCGAUGUCACAGGACAACAAUCCAUUAGCACCUGUUAACGCCUUUGGCCAGUCUGCUCCAUCAAACCCCUUUGGCAUUAAUAGCGGAAACAAUCAAGCAUUCGGUGCUCCUUCGUCGGCGCCGAAGAAUCCCUUUGGAGCUCCAAGUCCGCAGCCAACAAAUGUCAUGCAAAAUCAAUUUACAAAUCCUGAACCACAGACACAGCAGUUUGAAAAUCAUCAAAACUUCGAAAAUUUGAACAUGAUCGCUGGCGCUCCGUCUGCGCGGAGCGACUCCAAUAUGAACACCUUCAGCCCGAAUUUUCGACCACCACCAAAUGCCAAUAUAGUACAGCAUCCUCCAGCCGACAGCUAUAUUAGAACGAGUCAAGGUGGAAAAUUAGAGUCUUUCAAUGGACGACCAGUCAUGUAUAAGGAUGGAGAACCAGGGACUAAUAUUAGUGGUAAGUGGCACAAGAUAUGGUGUCCAAAAGGGUAUACAGGGUCAAACAAAACUACGGAAAUUGAGAACGCGGUUUUUGAUGAACAAACGACUGCUGCCUAUUUACAGGCCAGGCAAACUGGAAAAUUCCCAGGAGGUGUUAUGCCUUUGAUACCACCCAAAAGGGAAUGGUGCUUGUUCAACUUUUGAUUCAUAAAAUUAGAUAUAGGCGGUUAUGCAUUGGGGCGGCGUUGUGGGCUUAUUAAUGUAUGGUUUGAGAUGAAGAGUAUGCAUCUGGCCUAGGAAAGAAAUUGUGGGAAGCCUCGGAGCACUGAUCACAACUACAUUGCUAGGCCUUGUCAGCAUCUAAUCCAAGGGGCAAGAGGAGACGAGGUUAAAAUGUGUUUUCUAAUACUGGUUGAGGCUACUACUCUCAAAACAACGUGCAUGGAAUGUACUUUGCCCCUGAUCCGAGAUCUUUACACUUUACAUAGUUCUCCAUUUCAUCUCUUGGUUGGCGAGACGCGACAUUUAGGUGAAAAUUAUAUUGUAUCUUGUGCUCCGGGGGCCUUUGGAAAACUGAUAUAGCAAUAUCCGCAUUUUAAUCAAAUUUUUAAUGACUUCAAUGAUUGAGAAUCUUGGAGGUUCCCUCUCAUGUCAUCUCGCCCGCCCCGCUUCGUCAAAUCCACAUACCUCGCCUCGACAUCUACAUCUUUUCACUCCAUUCCUCAUUUCGUCCCUAAUAUCCUUCUCCACCUGUUCCGCUUUCUCUUUCAAACCUCCACUCCUCUGUAUCCAAAAAUCCCGAUGCCCCAUUUGAGUCCCGUCGACAUUCAAAAAGCAUCUUCACCUCCGUAAGUGAGGCGAAAUGGUGAUCGCCGCACAUUCUAUGCCAGUACCUAUGCCAGCACCUACAAUCAAGCCCUAGAGAAGAGACAGGGAAAAUACCCGACGAGAGAAACAACGGUGGUGAGAAGAUUGAUAAAUGGAGUAUAGCCGCAGUGCAACUAGACGGAUCAGCACAGAUAGUCUGUGUCGUCAAGUAGGGAUACAGGAUGCGCAAGUUGUGAUAGGGGGAAUUGAGUAGGUUGAGAGACCUAGAGUGCGAGAUUCGUGGUUGAUGAAGAGAAUGAUGGGUGGUUUGGCGAGGGAAAUUAGGGACGAGUUGUACUGGUUAUCUCGUGGUGCUAAAUGAAUGAUUCGAGGUGGGGGAAUGAGUUUCGACGAUAUUUGGAGGGGGUUUUCUUUAAGGAGGUGGCAGAAUCGAUGAAAGUUUGAUGGCUCUUGCGUCAUGAUGGAUAUUCUGUUAGUUUGUGGUGGAGUAAAUGGAGAUGAAAUAUCAAGAAAGAGGAUGUAGAGAUUUCAAUACGGUUAUGGAUUUAUGUUAAAGAUCGCGAGAAGACAAGGAGACUGAAUCGAGAGAUUAUUUGCUGCACAAAUUAAAU